Molecule: messenger RNA, 2439 nt
Organism: Penicillium soppii
Lineage: Eukaryota; Fungi; Ascomycota; Eurotiomycetes; Eurotiales; Aspergillaceae
Product: SLC26/SulP family anion transporter
Exons: 3
Coding region: 1-2439 (812 amino acids)
Biological process (GO): transmembrane transport
Cellular component (GO): membrane
Molecular function (GO): secondary active sulfate transmembrane transporter activity
Source: RefSeq, a predicted model, not a curated record
AUGGCGGAGUCUAUCUCGACUCGAGUCGGCCACGCUAUCGCAAAAGUCCUACAUAUUGAUUUGGGACCAACUCCACCUCUCGUUGAGAGAGAUGAGACCGCCGUUUACUCUUAUCUUGAGCAUGAACCCACUGUUGGGGACUGGUUCCGUGGUCACACGCCUACCGCUCCGCAGGUCCGUCGCUACAUCUGGAACAUCUUCCCGUUCCUCCACUGGAUUGGGUAUUACAACACGCAAUGGUUGAUUGGGGACUUGGUGGCAGGCAUCACCGUUGGUGCUGUGGUCAUUCCCCAGGGUAUGGCAUAUGCGGAACUUGCAAAGCUGCCUCCGGAGUAUGGUCUAUAUUCCUCCUUCAUCGGGGUUUUGAUUUAUUGGUUCUUUGCGACUUCCAAGGAUAUCACUAUUGGGCCUGUGGCGGUCAUGUCAACACUCAUGGGCUCAAUCAUCAUUAGGGUUCAAGCCGUGCACCCUGAGAUACCAGGACCGACUAUCGCCUCGGCUUUGGCAAUAAUCUGCGGCGCAAUUGUGUUGUUCCUCGGAUUACUUCGUCUCGGUUUUAUCGUUGAUUUCAUUCCCCUUCCUGCCAUCACCGCAUUUAUGACCGGAUCGGCUAUCAAUGUCUGUGCUGGUCAGGUGAAGACGGUUCUUGGAGAAAAGGCAAAAUUCUCUACUCGCGGGGCUACGUACGAAAUCAUCAUUGAUACAUUGAAGCAUCUCCCUUCUUCUCGUAUGGACGCCUCGAUGGGCCUGACUGCUUUGGCGAUGUUAUAUGGCAUUCGGUCUGCAUGCAACUACGGGGUGAGGAAAAAGCCGCAUAAGGCAAAGCUUUUCUUCUUCUUAUCGACUCUGCGGACUGCCUUCGUGGUGUUGUUCUACACGAUGAUUAGUGCAGCGGUGAAUCUCCACCGACGAGAGCAUCCAGCGUUCAAGUUACUCGGUAAUGUCCCACGGGGUUUCAAAGCCGCUGGAGUCCCAAAGAUCGAUAUGGUAAUCGUCAAGGCAUUCGUCGGUGAGCUUCCCGCCGCAUGCAUCGUUCUAUUGAUCGAACACAUUGCAAUCUCAAAGUCAUUCGGUCGUGUCAACAAUUACACAAUCGAUCCAUCACAGGAAUUCAUCGCAAUCGGCAUCUCGAACUUGAUCGGUCCGUUCUUAGGUGCUUAUCCAGCUACGGGAUCAUUCUCACGAACUGCUAUCAAAGCAAAGUGUGGGGUGCGCACCCCUCUUGCGGGUGUUAUAACGGCAGUCGUCGUUCUUCUUGCUAUCUAUGCCCUGCCAGCAUUGUUCUUUUACAUUCCCAGAUCCUCCCUAUCGGCUGUGAUCAUUCACGCAGUGGGCGAUCUCAUCACACCACCUAGCACCACCUACCAAUUCUGGCGUGUGGCACCACUUGAUGCAGUUAUAUUCCUAGUAGGAGUCAUCGUGAUCAUCUUCUCCACCAUUGAGACAGGAAUUUACUGCACAAUCUGCAUCUCGCUUGCAGUAACUCUCUUCCGUCUCGCCAAAGCCAAAGGCCAGUUCCUCGGCUACGUCCAGGUCCACUCGGUUGUCGGCGACAAUAUCCUCGGUGAAAAGGGAGAUAUAACGCCAAAUGUCGAAAAGCACCCCGCCUCAUUGAGAAGAAUUUACCUUCCCAAUGACUAUCAAGGCGGCAUAAACCCCCGAAUCAGGAUCAACCAGCCAGCCCCAGGAAUCUUCAUAUACAGAGUCUCCGACGGCUUCAACUACCCAAAUGCAAACCACUACACAGACCAUCUAGUGAGCCACGUCCUCGCUUCAACUCGACGCACAAACCCACAAGCAUGGGAAACGCCCGGUGACAGACCGUGGAACGACCCAGGCCCGACACGCGCAGAGCGCAGGAUCCUACUGGCAGAAGGCGCCCCGGUCUCGCCCCUCCCAACCCUCAAAGCCAUAAUUCUAGACUUUGCCUCUGUCAACAACGUCGACGUCACCUCCGUGCAGAACCUCAUCGAUGUUCGCAAUCAGCUCAACCGCUGGGCCUCGCCGGAUUCCGUCCAAUGGCACUUCGCGCAUGUCCACAACAACUGGACGAAGCGGGCACUUGCAGCCGCUGGUUUCGGUUGGCCUGCGCCGUCGGACGGGUCUGCUCCCAGAUGGCAAAAGGCUAUCUUUGACGUUGCGGAGAUCGUGGAGGAUAGUCUGCCUGCUUCGUCGGCUCAGUCUCAGGUUGGGGGGGAGUGUAAGGAUCUUGAAGUUGGCAUGAAGGCGCAGGAUAAUAGUGCUUCUUCUUCCAUUAUAAGUGGCUCUGAGGAUGAUAUUCAGGUUGUGCGGACUGGACGGGGUGAAAUGGUUGAUACGCAUCGUCGACGGGGUCGGUCUGGGGUUGGGACUGGCUUUGCUGUUGUGGAUGGUAUUAAUCGGCCUUACUUCCAUGUUGAUCUGACUAGCGCUCUUAAGAGUGCUAUGGAGGAUUCUUAG